Penicillium manginii is the source of this 4533-nucleotide messenger RNA. It is a transcript of the gene drs1, whose product is annotated as putative ATP-dependent RNA helicase DRS1. The coding region runs from base 1 to 4533 and encodes 1510 amino acids. Gene Ontology annotation, biological process: DNA-templated transcription. The transcript has 11 exons. The record is from RefSeq and is a predicted model, not a curated record. Lineage: Eukaryota; Fungi; Ascomycota; Eurotiomycetes; Eurotiales; Aspergillaceae. Gene Ontology annotation, molecular function: zinc ion binding; DNA binding; ATP binding.
AUGGCUCCCAAACCGACAAAGCGGAGCGCCGCUCAGGACGACGAUUUCGUUCUCACGCUCUCCGACGACGAAGAUAUCACACGCUUCGAUGACGAGGAAGAGAUCGAGCCCGAGGGCAAAGAAUCUGCUAGCGACAACAAGAAACGAAAGCGCGAAACCGACACCUCUAAGGAUAAGAGCAAGAAGCAAAAGCAACAAGCCAAGAAUGUGAAGGGCAAGAAGGGCAAGGUCGUUGAGCCCGAGUCUGAAGAGGAGGAAGAGGAUGAAGAAGUGGAAGAAGGAAUGGGUGUUGGUAAUGAUGAUGGCGCGCUGGAUCCUGAAUUCGAGUUUGACGUUGGUGGUGUUGCCAAUGUCGGCGUCACAGAAGGAUUCGAUGGCUGGGGCUUGGACGACACUAAACAGAAUGGCGGUGAUAAGAAGGCGGUGGAUAUCGACGAUAUUAUCACACGACGAAACGCUAAGAAGGAGGCGGCUGCAGCAAAGAAGCAAAAGAAGGCCGCCGCCCAAAAAGAAGAAAGCGACGAGUCUGAUGACGAAGAUGUCGAGGGUGGUAUGGACGUCGAUUUUGGCGACGAUGAGCUUCUAGCUGAGGAUGGAUUCGGCAUGGGCGUCGAUGGCGAAGAGGAGGAAAGUGAAGCUGAAGGCCCAGAGCCCGGCUCUGGCCCCGAAGACAGCGAUGACGAAGAGGAAGCUGAAGACUCCGACGACGAUGCUGCUUCUGACAAUGAUUCCGUCGCUACUCCCGUUGGCCACCCCGACGACAGAGGCGAUGUCGAUGGAGAAUCCGAUGCCGAAAGCGAGGUGGAUGAAGAAGAGCAAGAGAAACGCAAUGCCUUCUUUGCUCCCGAAGAGAAGAUCGACGAAAAGACCGCUGCAUCGUCCGCCAAGAGCACCUUCCAAGAUUUCAACCUCUCUCGUCCAAUUCUACGUGGUUUGGCCUCUGUUGGCUUCACAGACCCUACACCUAUUCAGCGAAAGGCCAUCCCGGUGGCACUCUUGGGCAAGGAUAUUGUUGGUAGUGCUGUGACAGGUUCCGGAAAGACGGGCGCUUUCAUUGUCCCCAUUCUUGAACGUCUACUCUUCCGUCCUCGCAAGACCCCCACGAGCCGUGUCACGAUCUUGAUGCCUACUCGUGAGUUGGCGGUCCAGUGUUACAAUGUUGCUAUCAAGCUUGCUACCUUCACCGAUGUCACAUUCUGUCAGCUUGUUGGUGGUUUCAGUCUUCGCGAGCAAGAAAACAUCUUGAAGAAACGCCCUGAUGUUAUCAUCGCUACUCCUGGUCGUUUCAUCGAUCACAUGCGCAACUCCCCUAGUUUUACAGUUGAUACCCUGGAGAUUCUGGUUCUCGAUGAAGCCGAUCGCAUGCUGGAAGAUGGAUUUGCCGAUGAGUUGAAUGAGAUUCUCACGACCAUUCCCAAGUCCCGACAGACUAUGCUGUUCUCCGCCACCAUGACCGACUCUAUCGACAAGCUGAUUCGCUCGACGCCAAGAAGCAAACUGCUUUUGUUCGUCUACGCCCUGGCCGGGAGGGAAAAGCGACUUGGAUAUCUUCUGCACCUGUGCAAGGAGCUCUAUACCAAACGAGUUAUCAUCUUUUUCCGACAAAAGAAGGAGGUCCACCGAGUACGCAUUAUCUUCGGACUCUUGGGACUCAAGGCCGCUGAAUUGUACGGUAGCAUGAGUCAAGAACAGCGUAUCAAAAGUGUGGAAAACUUCCGUGAUGGCAAGGUCGCUUACCUAUUGGCUACCGACCUGGCCUCCCGUGGUCUUGAUAUCAAGGGGGUGGAGACUGUGAUCAACUACGAGGCCCCGCAGAGCCAUGAGAUCUACCUGCACCGUGUCGGUCGUACCGCCCGUGCUGGUCGAUCCGGUUGUGCUUGCACGAUCGCGGCUGAGCCCGACCGCAAGGUUGUCAAGGCUGCCGUGAAGGCUGGCAAGGCGCAUGGCGCCAAGAUCAUCAGUCGUGUCGUCGAAAUGGCCAUUGCAGAUGAUUGGGCUCAGAAGGCCGCCGAUCUCGCCGAUGAGGUCGAAGAGGUUCUUGAGGAGGAGAAGAUUGAGAAGCAGAUGGCCCAAGCCGAAAUGCAAGUCACCAAGGGACAGAACCUGAUGAAGCAUGGUUCGGAGAUCAUGUCGCGACCCAAGCGUACCUGGUUCGAGAGCGAACAGGACAAACGUACAGCGAAGAAGCUGGGUCGUGCGGAGUUGAACGGACCUCCUGACCUCGUGACGAAGAAGGAAAAGAUCAAGCUCAGCAACAAGGACAAGAAGCGAUUAGACGAUUCUAAGAUGCGCCAUGAAGGAGAUGCAUGGCUGACAUGUCGUCUAAAUCGGCUUUACCGCGGAAGAGUGCUUUCUCGUGCGAGGCCUGUCGCAAGCGCAAGGUCAAAUGUAACGGAGCAAGUCCGUCAUGUUCACGAUGUGCCGCUCGAGGUGAAGUGUGUGUGUACAGCUUCUCCUACCUUAUCAUAUACCAAACAACUUGAAACUCGAGUUGCUCAAUUAGAAGAUGCCCUGGCUAAACACCAGUCCGAUGUGGAUGCCCGCAAGAUCAGCUCGCCGGCCUCGGUGGCCGAAUCCAGUUCCAGCGCCGGGCGCAAAAUCAAGACGGAGAACGAUGAUACCCAGGAUCUCACCAGGGAUUUUGAUGGCCUAAAUGUUGAGAAUGAUGGUCGCAUCUCUUUCCAUGGACCCACGAGUUUGUUUCAACUGCCCAGUGGAGUGGUUAGCGAGACCGCCUCGACAUCACACUUUGCCCAGGAGAUGGAGGCCCGCAAGGAGCGGCUGAUCAACAGCGCAUGGCGAGAACGGGCCUUCGAGCAGAUGGCUGCAAUGCCGGAACCUUUUCAAUAUCUUCUCGAUUCCCAUUGGUGCUGGAUUCAGCCACUUUUCAACUUUGUCUACCGCCCAGCCUUUACACGUGAUAUGAAAAUUCAAGGCCCUUAUUAUUCCGAUAUCCUAAUGAAUGCCCUGCUCUCUCACUCGGUACGAUGGUGCAAAGCUGAGCCACAAAUAGGUCCAUUGUUGGACUCAUUCGACGGCGGUGCACAAUUUUAUCAGCGUGCAGUCUCAGGACUUCAUGACUCGCUCAAAGUUGGCUAUGCGGGCAUCCCAACGAUUCAAACAUUACUCCUCCUCAGUGCCCAGGAAUGCGGUCGCGGCAAUCGGACACAAGCUUGGCUCUACAGCGGCAUGGCCUUCCGUUUACUCGAUGAUUUAGGUAUCUCAAUUGAUAGUCGCAAAUAUCCCGGAGCAGUAAAGCUCAGCGAUGAGGAUAUUGAGAUCCGUAAUCGACUCUUCUGGAGCUGUUAUUUCUGGGAUAAGAUUGUUUCGCUAUACUUUGGACGGGCACCUACGAUGCAACAUUCUCGCGUCAGCCCGCCACGCAUGAUAUUGGAUGAUACUUCUGAGAUUGAAAUAUGGACGCCGCAUGGCGUGACCUUCCCCGAUGGGGCACACUACCCACCCACACAGGCGCAUUCCACAUCAUGCUUCAUGCGGAUGUGUGGGCUAGCGGAAGUCCUUAAUCAAAUAUUAAUUCAUAUAUAUGAUCCUAUGCGACAAAGCACCGAGGCAGAAUUCUUCGACUGUGUGCAAGAGCAGUCUAGAAAUCUGAGUGAAUGGUGGGAUGAUCUUCCGGACUAUCUGAAGUUGGUGGCAACCGACUUGCCUCCUUAUUCUCCCCCAAGCCACAUAAUGACUCUGAACUGCCUUUACCAUACUGUCAACAUCCUGCUCCAUCGUCCGAUUUUAUGCUCCAGGGGCCUAUUGAAGACGCAUCAAGAAUCCUAUGACACAAGUCACCUUGUACAGUGCAUGUCUUCUGCAACGUCAAUCCUAUCGUUGUUCGACCUUUAUCGCAGAACAUUCGGUGACAACCACGUUGUCCUGUCCCUUGCAUACAGCAUCUACACAGCAGCUUCCAUCUUCCUCCUGGAGAUUCAAGCACUCAAGUACGCCGCCCCGGGUACACUGGACAAGCUGAAAUUCUGCAUUUUCGCCCUGGAACGUGUCAAGCUCUCAAAUCCCGUCAUCACGACCGCUCUCAACCUCCUCUACCAAGAGAUCCAAAAACUUCAAAUCGACAUCGGCAUCUCCGCCCCUGCCCCUGCCGACACCAAACAGCCCCAACAGCAACCAACCCCUCCCUCCAGAACCCAGUCGAGUCAAUCUCCCUCGAUUGGAAGCAAUCCCUCGCGCCAUGUCUCCCCAGGCCAACAACACCAGCGCCAACAGAGCCGUGCAACAAUGAGCACACAGCCAAACCCAACGGCAUCAAAUACAUCCGCCUCGAUGAUGCCCGGAUACAGCCCCUUCCAGCAACAAGCCGUUUCAGGCUUCGACCUCUCACAGAUGGGUGAGAUGCCCCAGAUGCCAGCAACACACCUUUUAGGUGGUAUGCCGAAUGCCGUCAUGACAGUGGAUGAUCCCGGCUCGUACGAGAUCACCCCGGAGGUAUUCGAGGCAUUCUCGUAUGCCCAGCCCAUUGCGACUAAUAUGGCUUCGUUUGAAACGAACUGGCAGGGCCAGGGUUAA